Microthlaspi erraticum is the source of this 333-nucleotide messenger RNA. The record is from the annotation of a GenBank genome assembly. NCBI's taxonomy places the organism in Eukaryota, Viridiplantae, Streptophyta, Magnoliopsida, Brassicales, Brassicaceae.
AUGGAUCUACUCAGGAGCAUGGAGUUGUCUGCAUCCACGGGAUUGUCCUUUGCUGACUGUUCUAUGGCUUUUAGAGCAGGCACUUCUGGUGCUAGCUCGACCGGGACAGGCACAGUAAAGAAAUCCCGUAGAAGACCUCAAUCUUCAGUAAGGAGAACACAACAGAGGAGCAAUGAAGCUGCUCAAACUGAAAUAGGGCAACAACUAAGCUCGGGUCAGAAGGAGUCAAGUUGCAUUAAGAGAAAGGUGGAGGAAGUUGGAGAGGUCUCAGCCAAGUGUGUCAAGAGAGACCAAUCAAGGGUGGAUCCGUUAGAUCCGCCGACGAUCCAAUAG